GAAAAUUCCCACUUGUGUGCUCUAAUAAUGAGAUCUUCACUCAUUAUUUCUCUAUGCCUUCUUGUAUCUGUGUUGUAUUUUGUUCCCCAUAGUGUUAGCUCUUCUCCUUUGAUUUUCCUCCCAGGAAGAAGACCCAUCAGAGAAUUGAGAUUCUCAUCCUCCAUUCAACCAGGCUCACGCCACAAAAUCAAGAUUGAUGGAGAGAUGAAGAGAACCACAAACCAAGACAGAUCCGAUUCAACUUCCACGGAAAUGAAACGUGCAAGCAGAAACGGCGUCGCAGAUGAGCUUCUGUACCACAUAGAUUAUCAUGGGGUGACAACCCAUCCAACCCCGACUCCCAAACAUCCCAGACCAUAGUCCCACCUUUAAAAGUAUUAUUUAAUUACAUGGUGGAAUGAUUAUGUACACAUCUCCUGUAUUACUGCUCAGUAAUUUAUAGAAAUAUUACAAUGACUCGCUUAAUAAAAUAAGUAGUUUUCAAUUCAU
Messenger RNA from Ilex paraguariensis (yerba mate), 489 nucleotides. The record is from the annotation of a GenBank genome assembly. Lineage: Eukaryota; Viridiplantae; Streptophyta; Magnoliopsida; Aquifoliales; Aquifoliaceae.